Molecule: messenger RNA, 1710 nt
Organism: Chironomus riparius
Lineage: Eukaryota; Metazoa; Arthropoda; Insecta; Diptera; Chironomidae
Source: the annotation of a GenBank genome assembly
CUUGUUUCAGUUGACAUUUGGAAGUGGUUGAGAAUAAAAGUACAAUAUGAAGUUGUUGAUUUUGGUUUUAAUUUUUUCACUUGGAUGUUUGGCGUAUCCAAAUAUGAAUCCUUUUGUCGAGCCACAGAAAGAAGAAAGAUUCUCAGAUUUUGACAUGCAUCCACAUAUUCAUAGGCAGCAUGCAACAAAGACUGGAGGUUUUGCUUUUAAAGAGGAGGAAUUGACGAGUGAAUAUUGGAUGAAUAAUGCCAAAGCUUUGGUUGAGGAAAAAGUUAAACGCACACUAAAUACAAAUAAAGCUAGGAAUGUCAUCAUGUUCCUUGGGGAUGGAAUGAGUCACUACUCGUUGGCUGCGGCAAGAUUAUUGAUCGGUGGGGAAGAUGCUAAACUUUCAUUCGAGUCCUUCCCAUAUACAGCAAGUUCUAUGACCUAUUGUGUGGAUGUUCAAGUUGCAGAUUCAGCAUGUACAGCAACAGCAUACCUUAGUGGUGUAAAGACAAAUGAUGGCGAGAUCGGUGUUAAUGCAAAUGCUACUUAUGAAAGUUGUUUGGAUGGUCAAGACGAGUCUAACCAUGUUGAUUCUAUUGCUGCUUGGUUCCAGAGGGCAGGAAGAAGUUCAGGAAUUGUCACAACAACAAGAAUUACACAUGCUACUCCAGCUGGUGCAUACGCUCAUACAACAAACCGUGAUUGGGAAGAUGAUGCUGAAGUCGCAGAAAGUGGCUGCGACCCUCAAAUUGUUGAUGACAUUGCAGAACAACUCGUGUACGGAAAAACUGGUAAAAACUUUAAAGUAAUUUUGGGAGGUGGCUCUAGACACUUUAUUGGAAAAUCCUUAACUGAACAUGGUACAAAUGGAAAUAGAAUUGAUGAAAAGAAUUUAAUUUAUGCAUGGGAACGAAUGGAUCCAAACAGAACAUUUGUCAGAAAUCGAGCAGAAUUGAUGGGUUUAAAUCCAACAGAAAUUAAGCAGCUUUUCGGACUUUUCAGUGAUUCUCAUUUGAGUUAUUGGAUUGAUGUUGAACGUGACAAUAAGCAGGAUACAAUGCCUUCAUUAACUGACAUGACAAAGAAGGCUAUUGAAAUUCUUGAACUUGAAAAGGAAGGCUACUUCCUGCUUGUUGAAGGAGGUAGAAUCGAUCAUGGACAUCAUCGAACACAAGCUAAACAUGCAGUCACAGAAGCUGUUGAGUUUUCAAAAGCAAUUGAAGCAGCUCUAGCUUUAGUUAACCUUAAUGAAACACUCAUUGUGGUUACAGCUGAUCACGGUCAUGUAAUGACAAUGUCUGGUUAUGCUGAUCGUGGACAUGAUAUUUUUGGUAUUGCUGGAGAUGGAACAGACAAUAAACCUUAUAUGACACUUUCAUAUGCCAAUGGAGAGAGUUUUCCACAACAUUCACUCGCAGGAGAAAGAGUCGAUCCAGAAUCUUUGAAUGAAUACAUUAAUAAUAUAAAUGAAAUGAAAUUCCCAGCGACAGUUGCACGCGAGGAUGAGACUCAUGGUGGAGAAGAUGUCGGGGUCUGGGCAAUCGGUCCAUGGUCACACCUAUUUCAAGGCACACUCGAACAAAAUGUGAUACCCCAUAUCAUGGCAUAUGCUAGUGGUGUAGGUGAUGGAUUAAGAGCGUGCGAUAAUUAAUAAAUUAUUUUGUCAAAAUGAGAUUUAAGUUAUUGAAAAUAAUAAAAUAUUGAGUAUGUACUUAAAAAUAA